GAAUCAAAAUAGAGAGAGAGAGAGAGAAACACACUGUAAAUAAAGAGAGAGAGAGAGAGGGAGUAAGAGUAAGAGCGGGAGAGCUGUUGCUGUUUCUUCAACAACACACACAUCAAUCCAUCAAUCAAUCACAUUCCAUUUCUCCCUCUGCAAUUCGAUUCCUUCCCUCCCUCAAAAAUGGCGGACUGCCCUCACUGAACAACAAUAAAUAAAUGCUCCAAUUUAUCAAAUAUUCCAUUCCUUGAGACUUCUCUCUCUCACUCUCUCUGUUUCCCAAUGUUUUGGUUGAUUAAUCAAUACUAGCAGAGGAUUGACGAUGAAGACGAUGAUGAGAGAUAACAAUACCAGUAUCAGAACCAGAAUGAAGGUCCUAACAAUGGCGGUCCUGCUGCUUCUCUGCCUAAAAAUGGCGUUCGCCGAAUGCAGAGACGGAGUUGCCAAAAACCAGGCUGAAGAAACCACCACCAGCAGCUUCAAGAACAGAAGAUUGAAGAAGAUAUGCCUCAGCAUAGGUUUAGGGAUUCUCACAGGAUUAAUCUCCGCUCUCCUUUUCGCCAUUUUUUUGAGACAUUUCGUUCGAUUCAUCAACAAAUCCCCAACCCUAAAAUCCCCAAUUCUCUUCUCCCCCAAAAUCUCCCCCAAAACCCUAAAAUCCGCCCUCUCAAAUAACCCCCAAUUGCUCGGUACAAAUCCUUCUUCAACCUACUACAAAGCCGUCCUCGACAACGGCCUCGUCGUCGCCGUCAAGCGCCUCGACGGCGGCGGCGCCGACAGGGCGGCACGGCGGAGGAUGCUGCAGGAGUUGGAGGCGAUCAAGGGGCUCAGGCAUAGGAAUUUGAUGAGCUUGAGAGCUUAUGUUUGUGACUCUAAUGGCUGCUCUUUGGUCUACGAUUACGCCGGCGCCGGCAGCCUCGAAGACGCCGUCCGGCGGGGCGGCGCCGACGGGCUGGCGGCGCUUAAUUGGGAGGCUCGGCUUAGGAUUGCCGUCGGCAUUGUUAAGGCGCUGCAUUAUCUUCACUUCAGCUGCGACCCGCCGCGGCUGCACCUUAAUUUGAAGCCGUCGAAUGUAAUGCUCGAUUCGGAGCUCGAGCCGCGCCUUGCCGACUGCGGAUUGGCGGCGAUUUCGCCGGAUUUUCGCCGGCCGGCGUCCGGUUAUAACCCGCCGGAGUGUUUUCAGAAUUGCAGGUAUACGGACAAGAGCGAUGUGUACAGCUUCGGGGUGAUAUUAGGCGAGCUCCUAACCGGUCGGGACCCAAUGGGACCGUUCGUCGGCGAGACGUCGAGCGGGGGGAGCUUAGGGCAAUGGCUAAGGCACGUGCAGCAAGCAGGGGAGGCACGUGAGGCAUUAGACAAGAGCAUUCUCGGGGAAGAAUCCGAGGAAGAAGAAAUCCUGAUGGCUAUGAGGAUCGCCGGCGUUUGUCUAUCCGAUCUGCCGGCUGAUCGACCGUCCAGCGAUGAGCUCGUGUCGAUGCUGACUCAGCUUAAUAGUUUCUAGAAAAAUCGAGAAAAAAGAAAAAGGAUAUGUUUAGGACAGCCGGAAGUUCGAUCGAGCUCUCGGUUGUUCCGGCGGCUGCUGAUGCGCAACGAUGUCGGAGUGGUUUUGCCGUGGGAGCAACCGGCGAGCUAGCGACGGCGGAGUGAUUUUCCGGGCGCCGGCGGGGUGUGGAAUGGUAGAGUAGUUUGUGUGGUUUUGGGAUUUUGUGUUGUUUUGGUGAAGUUUUGGUUUUGGAUGAUUACUGUGGUUAUGAUUGGUAGUUUUGAACA
Andrographis paniculata is the source of this 1764-nucleotide messenger RNA. Its product is annotated as inactive leucine-rich repeat receptor-like protein kinase CORYNE. Lineage: Eukaryota; Viridiplantae; Streptophyta; Magnoliopsida; Lamiales; Acanthaceae. The coding region runs from base 317 to 1495 and encodes 392 amino acids. Gene Ontology annotation, molecular function: protein kinase activity; ATP binding. The record is from RefSeq and is a predicted model, not a curated record. The transcript is spliced from 2 exons. Gene Ontology annotation, biological process: protein phosphorylation.